Mangifera indica (mango) is the source of this 1935-nucleotide messenger RNA. RefSeq names its product protein PIN-LIKES 1-like. The record is from RefSeq and is a predicted model, not a curated record. The coding region runs from base 1312 to 1680 and encodes 122 amino acids. Gene Ontology annotation, biological process: endoplasmic reticulum to cytosol auxin transport. Lineage: Eukaryota; Viridiplantae; Streptophyta; Magnoliopsida; Sapindales; Anacardiaceae. The transcript is spliced from 5 exons.
CAUGCCUGCAGUAUUAACGGUUAUAAGUGACUCAUGGACCUGAUUAUAAAUGUUUCCGUUCCUUCAUCUUUCUUUGAUUUUUUGAGAAACGCUUGAGCUAAUUGUGAUGAGUAGAGUAGUGCUCCUAUGUACCUUGAAUUGAACCUACUGCUCCAUUCCAUGUCUUUCUCCUUCUUCCUGAUUAACAAGCUAAGAUACCAGAACUAAUCUUUCUCCUUCUUCCUGAUUAACAAGCUAAGAUACCAGAACUAAAAUAACAAUCUUCAAUCUUCAACAUCAGUCUCAGCCUAUAUCUAUUACCAUGUCCAUGUUGCCUUAACAAGAUACUUAUACAUAUAUGUGUGUGUGUGUAAAAAUCCUGCAUAAACUUGAAUAAAAUUUGUUACUGGUUUUGUAAAGAAAAUCUGCAAUGAAUUUCUUUGAUCUGUUCAUGGUUGCAUUGUUGCCAGUUCUCAAAGUAAUCUUGAUUACUGCUCUUGGUUUAUUACUUGCAUUAGAUCGUAUAGAUCUGCUGGGACCAAAUGCUAGGCACCAUUUAAAUAAUUCCUGCAAUCGUAAGUAGCUACCUGGCUGAUACAAUUACUCUUCAAAGUUUGAUUACAUUGUGGUUCAUGCCAGUCAAUGUCAUUCUCACAUUCAUUUUUGGUUCUGCACUUGGAUGGUUAGUCGUGAAAAUCACUAGAACCCCUUAGAGGACUUGUCAUCUCUUGCUGUUCAGCAGGUGCAGUUUACACACUCCUCCAUGAUGCUUUCUGUGCAUAUAUAUAGAUUCACACACACACACACAGAGAGUUAGCAGUGCACACACUCCUAUAGUUGCGAGAAUCAUACAUAAAAUGAAGCAUGGUUGUAUCAUUUAAUGUAUGAUCAGAAGUUGCUACUCUCAAAAUUUCUUUCUUUUUUUUUUUUUUCAUUGAUGUGCACAAGUAAUAUUGGAGGCUUAUUUCUAAUCAUACUCCCAGCACUAUGUGACGAACAAAACAGUCCAUUUGGAGAUUCAUCCACCUGCUCUACAUAUGCCAAAGCUUAUGCCUCCCUUUCUAUGGUGGUAUUUUAUUUUUGAUGAUUCUGAUUCUGAAACUAAGUCUUCCAAAAAGUACUAAAUAAGUAUACUAUGAAUCAUAAGGUGUUGCUCUCUGUCUUCUCAAAUAGAAACUGACAUUAAUCAACCAAUGCGAUUUCAGAUCAUGUAUAGUUUAGUAAGUAUUACUGUUGUCUCAAAAGCAGAGAUUCAUUUAAGCUCUUUUUUAUUAUGAAUAUUUGAUAACACAGAUACUAGCUGUCUAUCUUUGGACUUACAUUUAUAUUAUUAUGCGGGCAUAUGCCAAAAAUGAGACCAGCCACUCAACUAGUAUAAAAAGUCCUGGAGAAACCUUAGAGAAUUUUACUCAAGUGCUACUUCCAAGCUCAGGGGACUACUCUGAAAUUGAAAGGGAAAAGGGUAUAACCCUAAUAAUUGGAGCAAACCUUCUGAAAGGUCUGAAAGGAGGAGGAGGAGGAGGAGGAGUUGGAGCAUCAGUGAUAAUAGGAAUAUUAACAGUGAAAUACAUAAUAAUGCCACCACUGGGGAUUGGUGUGGUAAAAGCUGCAAGACAUUUUGGGUUUGUGGAAUCAAAUUCAUUGUCUGAGUUCAGUUUGAUGCUUCAGUAUGCAGUUCCACCUGCGAUGAACAUAGCAUAGGUACCGUAGAUGCAAUGCAAUGUUUAAGUGGAUUCAAUUAAUUAGAUUAAUUUUGGCAGGUACUAUUACGCAGUUGGUCCAGACUAGCCAGAGUGAAUGUUCAGUGGUGAUGCUGUGGCAGCAUUCUUUCUUUCUUACUUACCCUUUGGUCAGCCCUCUUCAUGUAAUGGUUUCUUGUUACAUAGAUGAUUACUCAUCUAAUCAGUAAGACUACUCACUAGUAACUUGAUUGUUAUAUAAUUAUUUCAUUUCUCU